Rhincodon typus (whale shark) is the source of this 1042-nucleotide messenger RNA. RefSeq names its product ATG7 autophagy related 7 homolog (S. cerevisiae). The record is from RefSeq and is a predicted model, not a curated record. The transcript is spliced from 9 exons. Bases 68 to 1042 code for a protein of 324 amino acids. NCBI's taxonomy places the organism in Eukaryota, Metazoa, Chordata, Chondrichthyes, Orectolobiformes, Rhincodontidae.
GCGCCGGGCGGUGUGACGAGCUAACUGCGCGCCAGGCGGCGGCUGGUUCAACGCGGAAGUGUUCGCGAUGGACGGCACGGGCCCUGGGCGCCUGGCGUUGCAGUUUGCUCCCUUCAGCAGCGCUUUGGACGCAGGUUUCUGGCAUGAGCUCACCCAGAGGAAACUGAACGACUACAGACUGGACGAGAGCCCCCGAAAUAUCAGGGGCUAUUACUAUAACGGUGAUCCUGCUGGACUGCCAACUCGACUAACUUUGGAGUUCAGUGCAUUUGAUGUGAAUGCUGUGACCCCACCUCGGUGUUGCCCUGCUUUCGGCACUCUGUAUAAUACCAACACCUUGCAGUCAUUUAAAUCCACUGAUAAAAAGGCUUUGCUGGAGCAAGUGGGAAAGGAGAUUUGGGAUGCUAUAAAAUCUGGCAGUGCAAUUGAAGAUCCUUCUUUGCUGAACACUUUUCUCUUGCUGACUUUUGCAGAUUUAAAAAAGUAUCAUUUCUACUACUGGUUCGCGUUUCCAGCACUGUGUUUCACUGAAGUGAUACCCAUAUCCCAACAACCGGUCAGCUUGGCGGAAAAGUUCUCCACAUGUCAGAUCCAGGCAUUACAAGACGCUUACAAUAAGCUUUGUCAAAAGGAGGAAGUUACAGCAGUUCCCUAUUUUCUGGUCAAGUACAAGGAAGAUUCUGUUUCGUUGGCCUCUUUGAGAAACUGGAAUGAAUUUUUCAAAGGUCAGACCAAGGUUACAAUUGGUGUCUAUGAUCCUUGUACAUUAAUGCAAUAUCCAGGGUGGCCUUUGAGAAACCUCCUGAUGCUUGUAGCCUACAACUGGGGCAGCUUUCUGGACACGCUUGAAGUUCUCUGUUUCAGAGACCGAACUAUGCAAGGAGUCAGGGACACUCAGCACAGCAUCACCUUUGAAGUAAAACUUCCACAGAUAGCGUCAGUCUCAGAUUGUCCAAAGUGUGUUGGUUGGGAGAAAAAUCAGAAAGGAAGCCUCGGUCCAAGGAUGGUGAAUCUUAGUGAAUGUAUGGAUCCAAAGAGGUAA